This is a messenger RNA of Anthostomella pinea, 774 nucleotides long. The record is from the annotation of a GenBank genome assembly. Lineage: Eukaryota; Fungi; Ascomycota; Sordariomycetes; Xylariales; Xylariaceae.
AUGUCGUGUGCGGUGCUCCCCGCUCGCGACAGAGAUGAGGAGCCUAUGGAGAAGACGUUAUACCGAUUCAAGUCUUCGCCCAGGUUCAUGUUCCUCUCUCGGUCCUUCAACUACUCGUCGCGCCUGCUCUCCAUCGGCGCAAAAGUGGCUGUCAAUCAGCUGUGCUUCACGCCCGUCUUCAACUCGUACUUCUUCGGCGCGCAGGCGCUGCCGUCGGGCGAUUCGCUGGCGGACACUUCGGAGCGCAUCAAGAAGACGGUGCCGGUCAGUUUCGUCAACUCGUGCAAGUUGUGGCCCGCCGUCACGGCCUUCAGCUUUGCGUUCGUGCCGAUCGAGUACCGCAGCAUCUUUGCGGGCGUCGUGGCCGUGGGCUGGCAGACGUACUUGAGCUUCUUGAAUCGGGAGGCCGAGAUGGAGGAGGCGCGCGAGAAGGCGGCGGCGGGGGUGAAGCCUGCUCUUGCUGCUGCUGAGCGCGUGGAGGCCAUGGUCUUGAACUCUCAGGCAGGCGUGAAGAGCGAGUUCCGGAGAGAAGACCGCGCGCACCGAAAGAGGGAGGGCUACAGGGAGAAGUUGUGGACAUUGAGUACGGUCUUUAUACCCACAAGCUCCCAGGUAUCCAUGCUACUUGGUCUUACCGCCCUGUCGGCUCGACGGCCAUCGCCCGGACAGUCUGGUACAAGUCCCGACACCAUCACGCUACCUCGAGCAGAGCAGGCAGUCGUAGGCGGGUUCCGUGGCCACAAGCAGUACGCGCCCGUACGGCGCCAAGAGUAG